GCGGCCUCGCCAGCCACCGCGGCCGGUCCUGGGAAGGGCAGGAACGUGCCUCCCAACGCUCAGUCCUUUCUGUCCAAAAGCUUUGGUUAUUCUCCAAACUCAUCCAGUGCUGAGGUUUCCUCCACCUCGGUGAACAAGGCCCCCGCUGGACACACCACGGGGCUGCCCAGCUCCAGUUUCAAGCCACCAAGCAAUUCCUUGGGCUUUCCCAGCUCCCACCCCACCAGCCCCUCCUCCCUUUUGCCAGCGGAAUCCUCUCUGGCUCAACCCUCUGAAAUUCCCAAAGCAAAGCUGGAGUCGGAGCCGCCUUCUCCCAGCCUGGAGAUGAAGAUCCACAACUUCUUGAAGGGAAAUCCUGGCUUCAGUGGCCUCAACUUGAAUAUUCCCAUCCUCAGCAGCUUGGGAUCCAGCAUGGCAACGGAAAGCCACGCGGCCGACUUCCAGCGGGCUCCCACCAGCACUUCCCUGGACAACGUGGAUGGGACGCCGGUGCGAGCAGAGGGGCGCGGGAACCCACCCUUUUACAAACCAACCUCCAGCAACGUGGACACUAUUUCCCUGCUGUCCAAAAUCAUGAGCCCGGGUUCUUCUACUCCCAGCAGCACCAGGUCCCCCCUCCAGAGCCGGGAUGAUGGGUAUUCCCAAGAGCUUUCCAGCUCCGUGCACACCUACCGGCCCUUCGGGCUCGGCCGGGAGUCUCCAGCCGGGCUGUACAAGCAGCCUGCGGACAGCAUGGAGCUCCCUUCCUCCCUGCUGGACUCCUCCCAGGAGAAGUUCUACCCGGACACCUCUUUCCAGGAGGAUGAGGAUUACCGGGACUUCGAUUACUCGGGGCCGCCCCCCUCGGCCAUGCUCAACCUGGAGAAGAAACCCACCAAAUCCAUCUUGAAGUCCAGCAAACUCUCCGAGGCUGCGGAGUAUCAGCCGGUGCUGCCCAGCUAUGGGCAGAGGUCGCAGGAGUUUGGGGUGAAGUCCCCUUUCCCGCAGUCCAUGAGGUCCAUCCUUGAGCAGAGCGAGAGCUGCGACCCGCUGGCCGCGGCCCCGGGGCUCUACGGGAGCUACGGCCUCCGGGGGAACGAUUCCACCUCGGAUGGGUCCCCCUCUCCCAGCAAGAACGACGUGUUCUUCAGCCCGGACUCCAACCACAACACCCUCCCCAAGCCGGUGGUUCAUUCCGGCCUGGCUCAGAAGCAAUUCCCGGACUCUCCCCACUCCCUUCCCCACCGUUCCCUUUUCUCCUCCCCAAACACCCUUUCGAGCGUGGAGAAGCCGUUGGGUUCUUCCAUUUCCACCACGUCCACCAUGGAGUUCAAGAACAUGCUCAAGAACGCUUCCCGUAAACCCUCCGAGGAGAAGCAUGAGGAGCACUACCGCAUCGAGACCAGGGUCUCCUCCUCCUGCUUGGACUUACCCGACAGCACCGAGGAGAAAGGGGCUCCCAUUGAAACCCUGGGAUACCACAACGCUUCCAGCAGGGGAAUGUCGGGAGAACCCAUCCAGACGGUGGAAUCCAUCCGGGUGCUGGGCAAAGGGAGCCGAGGCCACGGGCGAGAGGCGAGCAGAGGCUGGUUCGAGCUG
Molecule: messenger RNA, 1578 nt
Organism: Nestor notabilis (Kea)
Lineage: Eukaryota; Metazoa; Chordata; Aves; Psittaciformes; Psittacidae
Product: regulation of nuclear pre-mRNA domain-containing protein 2-like
Biological process (GO): mRNA 3'-end processing
Cellular component (GO): RNA polymerase II, holoenzyme
Molecular function (GO): RNA polymerase II complex binding
Source: RefSeq, a predicted model, not a curated record